Messenger RNA from Cercocebus atys (sooty mangabey), 2710 nucleotides. It is a transcript of the gene SYTL3, whose product is annotated as synaptotagmin-like 3. Gene Ontology annotation, cellular component: plasma membrane; exocytic vesicle. The coding region runs from base 904 to 2448 and encodes 514 amino acids. The transcript has 14 exons. NCBI's taxonomy places the organism in Eukaryota, Metazoa, Chordata, Mammalia, Primates, Cercopithecidae. Gene Ontology annotation, biological process: exocytosis; intracellular protein transport. Gene Ontology annotation, molecular function: neurexin family protein binding; small GTPase binding. The record is from RefSeq and is a predicted model, not a curated record.
CUGCGAGCUGCCCUGGCAGCAUAGGGGGCAAUUCCAAAUCAUCUCUAGAAAGGCCUCAGGAUCUUCUUCCCCAUUUCAAUCAACCAUAUGUAUUUGAAGUCUAAUGAUAAACAUUGCUGGACAGGGUGUUACAUUUCUCAGCGUUUUGUCUUCUUCUAACAAUCAACUGUAAACAAAAAAUCAAAACAAGAGGACAAGGUCUGCGGCAAUCUCCCAGGAAGCUGACAGUGUUGAAAUCUCUGCCCUAGCGAGCACUGUGUCCCCGGCACUGCAACUUUACCCUCUAAGUACAUGAAAUACGACUUCUAAAACCCCAGCUUCCUUAUUUUGAAGAGGGUGGUUUUCAAAAUACCUCAGGUCAUCGCAUUACUAUGAGUGCAUUAACAGGAGAAGUCGGGAGGGGAGAGAGCCUCUGUCCUCUCUCCAACUUUACCCAGUCUGGGCUGUCCUCCUCCUUGUAGGACCAAAACAAAGAUGAGACUGUAUAAAACUUUAGAAUCUUGACAUUCAUAACUGUCGCACAUAUGGGGACCUAGAAAAGGUUUUUGACUCCAAUCAGUGUCUCCCCUGCUUCUUCCUUCAUUUCAGGCUCAUUUCUCAAGAAAAAGUAGAUCCGUGGCGGGAGCAGGGUGAGGAAAAUCGUUUUUUAAAAUCAAGAAAGAGGAAGUGCUAGGGUACCAAAGACCAAAACCAACCAACAACUCAGGGGUUGCUGCAGAACAAGAGGCCUGUGGCAGGUGCUGGCCCUGACCUUGUGUAGAGAGGUUCCAGGGGACAUUUCAGAUACAGUUUCUGUCUUCAGGGAAAGGUUUCUCUUGGAGAACUACUGAGUGCCAAGCUGCCAAGGUCCCUGGGGGCUCAGAGAGGCAGGCUGAGUGGCUCAAGACGACUUCCAGAACAUUCAUGUUACUAAUUUCCAUUAGUAACAGACUGAAUCUACGUUUAUGGAAUGUCAAAAUAAAAACUGGAGAAUGGUUCUAUGAGGAACGAGCCAAGAAAUUUCCAACUGGAGGCAAACAUGAGACAGUUGGAGGGCAGCUCUUGCAAUCUUAUCAGAAACUGAGCAAAAUUUCUGUGGUUCCUCCUACUCCACCUCCUGUCAGUGAGAGCCAGUGCAGCCACAGUCCUGGCAGGUUACAGGAACUUGGUCAGUGUAGAGGAUUUAAUAAGUCCGUGGAAAAUUUGUUUCUGUCUCUUGCUACCCACGUGAAAAAGCUCUCCAAAUCCCAGAAUGACAUGGCCUCUGAGAAGCAUCUUCUUGCCACGGGCUCUGGGCAGUGUGCGGGCCAGACAGAGAGACGGAGCCAAUCUGACACUGCGGUCAACGUCACCACCAGGAAGGUCAGUGCACCAGAUAUUCUGAAAUCUCUCAAUCAAGAGGAUCCCAAAUGUUCUACUAACCCUAUUUUGAAGCAACAGAAUCUCCCAUCCAGUCCGGCGCCCAGUGCCAUAUUCUCUGGAGGUUUUAGACAUGGAAGUUUAAUUAGCAUUGAUAGCACCUGUACAGAGAUGGGCAAUUUUGACAAUGCUAAUGUCACUGGAGAAAUAGAAUUUGCCAUUCGUUAUUGCUUCAAAACCCAUUCUUUAGAAAUAUGCAUCAAGGCCUGUAAGAACCUUGCCUAUGGAGAAGAAAAGAAGAAAAAGUGCAAUCCGUAUGUGAAGACCUACCUUCUGCCUGACAGAUCCUCCCAGGGGAAACGCAAGACUGGAGUCCAAAGGAACACGGUGGACCCGACCUUUCAGGAGACCUUGAAGUAUCAGGUGGCCCCUGCCCAGCUGGUGACCCGGCAGCUGCAGGUCUCGGUGUGGCAUCUGGGCACGCUGGCCCGGAGAGUGUUUCUUGGAGAAGUGAUCAUUCCUCUGGCCGCGUGGGACUUUGAAGACAGCACAACACAGUCUUUCUGCUGGCAUCCACUCCGGGCCAAGGCAGAGAAAUACGAAGACAGCGCUCCUCAGAGCAACGGAGAGCUCGCAGUCCGAGCUAAGCUGGUCCUCCCUUCAGGGCCCAGAAGACUCCAAGAGGCUCAAGGGACAGAUGAGCUGUCACUUAAUGGCCAACUUUGUUUGGUAGUGCUGGGAGCCAAGAAUUUACCUGUGCGGCCAGAUGGCACCUUGAACUCAUUUGUUAAGGGCUGUCUCACUCUGCCAGACCAACAAAAACUGAGACUGAAGUCGCCAGUACUGAAGAAGCAGGCUUGUCCCCAGUGGAAACACUCGUUUGUCUUCAGUGGUGUAACCCCAGCCCAGCUGAGGCAGUCGAGCUUGGAGUUAACCGUCUGGGACCAGGCUCUCCUUGGAAUGAACGACCGCUUGCUUGGGGGAGCCAGGCUUGGUUCAAAGGGAGACACAGCUGGUGGCGGGGAUGCAUGCUCACAAUCGAAGCUCCAAUGGCAAAAAGUCCUUUCCAGCCCCAAUCUAUGGACAGACAUGACCCUUGUCCUGCACUGAUGCGAAGGCCUCGAGGUUCCAGGUUGCAGUGGGUGUGAAGCACUGUGCGUCUGCAGAGUGGGGCUGCAAACCAGGGGCAGGGUCCCAGCUGGAGACCCUUUGGACCUUGAGCAGUCUCCAUCUGCAGUCCUGUCCCACGGCUUAAACGCCUACUGGUAUCUGUGUAUAUUUAAGUUAAACACAAUAAUGUAUGUUACCUAAGCCUCUGGUGGGUUAUCUCUGAGAUGGAAAAAAUGGCCAGAUUUCAAUAAAUGUUGUUACC